Microthlaspi erraticum is the source of this 792-nucleotide messenger RNA. NCBI's taxonomy places the organism in Eukaryota, Viridiplantae, Streptophyta, Magnoliopsida, Brassicales, Brassicaceae. The record is from the annotation of a GenBank genome assembly.
AUGGAGAAGAACCCAAGAAGCUCAUCGUCACUCCCUCUGGCCGGACGGGUAGCCAUAGUGACUGGAGCCACCAGAGGCAUCGGUCGUGCAGUUGCAAUUCACCUCCACAGUCUUGGCGCAAGAGUCACCCUCAAUUACGUCUCGAGCUCAGCAGAAGCUGAAAUCUUGGCUUCGGAACUAAACGUCUCAUCUCAACCAAAGUCAGCAAUCGCAGUCAGAGCAGAUGUGGCAGAUCCAGACCAGAUCAGCAAUUUGUUUGACCAAACAGAACAAGAGUUUGGAUCUCAAGUUCACAUCCUUGUGAAUUGCGCAGGUGUCUUGGACCCUAAGUAUCCGUCAUUAUCCGAGACCACACUUGAAGAUUUCGAGAAAACAUUCAAAACAAACACGAGGGGGGCUUUCUUGUGUUGCAAGGAAGCUGCCAAAAGGGUUAUUAGAGGAGGUGGUGGAAGAAUCAUUAUGAUGUCUACUUCAAUGGUCGGAGGUCUAUCACCGGGGUAUGGAGUUUACGCAGCAUCAAAGGCCGCAGUGGAAACGAUGGUGAAAGUGUUGGCCAAGGAGCUCAAGGGAAGCCGGAUAACGGCGAAUUGUGUGGCUCCAGGGCCGGUAGCGACGGAGAUGUUCUUUGCCGGAAAGAGUGAUGAAACGGUGAAGAUGCUUGCAGGGGCUUGUCCGAUGGGGAGGAUUGGUGAGCCAAAGGAUGUUGUGGAGAUUGUAGGGUUUUUGGCAGGUGAUGGUGGGGAAUGGAUCAAUGGUCAGGUUAUUAGAGCCAAUGGGGGCUUUGUUAUCUGA